CUCCGCGCCUUUGUCCAGCAGCAGCCGCGCCGCGUCGAUGUGGCCGUGUUCGCACGCGACAAAUAGGGGUGUCAGGCCGUCCUGUUUAGCUUGGUCGACCUCGGCGCCUCCGUCCAGGAGUUGCGUCAUCGCGUCGACAUCGCCGAUCUUGGCAGCGGCAUGCAACGGGUAGAGGUGGUCAUCGAUCAACGUGACGACUUCUUCAUGAUCAUUAUACUUUGCUGCGUCCAGCGCAG
This is a messenger RNA of Pelagomonas calceolata, 236 nucleotides long. Lineage: Eukaryota; Pelagophyceae; Pelagomonadales; Pelagomonadaceae. The record is from the annotation of a GenBank genome assembly.